Lucilia cuprina (Australian sheep blowfly) is the source of this 1206-nucleotide messenger RNA. RefSeq names its product myb-like protein V. The record is from RefSeq and is a predicted model, not a curated record. The transcript is spliced from 2 exons. NCBI's taxonomy places the organism in Eukaryota, Metazoa, Arthropoda, Insecta, Diptera, Calliphoridae.
CCGGCUAAUAAAUAGAUAAAUGAAACGGUUAAAAACGAUUUAAAUUAAAAAGAUAUAAAGAAAGCAUAACUUUGUUGCAACAUGAGAUUUUUAACAAUUUCGAUGUUUCUGCUACUGGCAGUGAUGUGUGUAACGAUCAGUGGCAAAAGUAUUGAAGGCAAAGAUAAACCAGAAGAAAAUUCCAAAAAUUCCUCCAACAAGGAUAUGAUGAUGAAUUCUGAAAAGUCUAAUGAGGAAGAUAAAUAUAAACCAGACAAAGAAAACAAUGAAGACAUGAUGAUGUCAUCAGCAAUGUCCAGCAGUAUAACAAAGAAGCCUAAAACAAAAAACGAUGAAAGUAAAACCACCAUGUCACCAAUGGACGAAAAAGAUAAAACGAAUAAAGAAGAAAAUGAUGACCAAGAAGAGGAAGAUGAAAAAAUGACUUCAACUACCACCAAAAAACCAAAGAAGUCAAAAACUACUACAGCUGCAGGAACCACAACCACUACUACUACUACAACUACCACUAAAAAACCUCCAACCAAACCAAAAGAUGAAAAUAAUGCAGCCGAAGAAAAAGAUGAUGAAGAAAAUCAACAAGAGGAAGAGGAUAACGACAAUGACGAUGAAGAGGAAGACGUUUCUAUGGAUAUGAUGACAUCUACUACUGACACCACAACCAAAAAACUUUAGAAAUCCUCUAUUUCUAAGAAUAAAGAUACCAUGACAUCCAGCUCAACCACCACUUCUACAACAAGAGCACCUCAAUCCAAUAACCUAGACGAAGAUUUAAAAACUAUCAUGAAUGAAUGUAGAAAAUUGCGCAGCAAAAAGAAAAAUAGUUCCGAAGAAAAUAGUUCCGAGGAUAAAAAGAGACAUCAUCAUAGUUCCAAAAAAGAACGUAAACAGUUAAAGAAAUUGUGCAAAGAAAUUGCCAGACAGGAGCAGCAACAACAGCAACAGCAACAGAAAGUUACAGAUGCCAUACAGCGUUUGGGUUCACAACUGUUAAGUAGGGAUAACUCAGAUAUGCCAAGACUUAGUGAUGUCAUCAGACGUUUGGAACAGCAUUUUGCUGGACGCAACCAUUAGAAUGAAACUUUAAAAGAAAUUACAAUUUAUUUUUUGAGAUUGUGGGGAAUAGUUAACGUUUUAAGUUAAUUAAAUAUUUAAAUAAAAUUAGUGUGUAUGUAUUUAAAUCUACAUAUGUACAUCUAUGUGACA